Messenger RNA from Phytophthora infestans T30-4, 705 nucleotides. RefSeq lists its product as uncharacterized. Lineage: Eukaryota; Oomycota; Peronosporomycetes; Peronosporales; Peronosporaceae. The record is from RefSeq and is a predicted model, not a curated record. Bases 1 to 705 code for a protein of 234 amino acids. The transcript has a single exon.
AUGAGUGUGGAGGAGGUGGAUUCGUUAGAUGCGUACAUGGCGUCCCUGGAGCUGCCAUCGGGCAACCACUCGAUGGCUCAAGAAAGGGCCGAGCGCAACAUUAUCCACUCUGCUAUUCGCAAAGGACACACUGCGCUUGUUAAGAACCGCCGCUAUCGUCGACUACGGCAGCUUUUGGAAGCCUCUUCAGAUGAGGACCAUUAUUUCUCGGAUGGUAUGAUGCAACAGCGUAGUCCGGCGCUGUUCCACUUCUACUUGGGGCAGUAUCUGGGUCUUAACAAGAGUGCACCUCCUUCAAAGGUCAGUGAAGUACAAACCUUGUCGUCCUUCCUGAUGGACACUUGCCAGCGCAGCGAGAUGGAGACUCGACGGAUGGCCGAGCAAGAAACGUGGGGAAAAUUCUCAUCUGCGGACGAAAAGCAGGAGCAGAGUCGACUGGAGAGGUUGUAUGGAAAAGAUAAUACCGAAGAGGAAGAAGAAGAAGAAGAGGAGGAGGAGGAAGAGGAACCGACGCUGUAUUCUAUCGACGAACGACGUGAACAACUCAUAGAAAUCAUGAGCUCUAGAUUUCUCAACGGGGAAGAUGGCGCGUACGUGGAUUAUGCGGAGAUUGACGCUGACGAGGCUCUGGAUGAUUUUGAUGAGAUGCAACGCGAUGCGGAAGAUCGCUAUUUUGCAGAAUCUGAGGUAAACCCGGUCAAUUAA